AUAUAUUUCUCUUCUCUCACUUCGAACCGUUUGUUUACAAAUUUAGUGCUUCACUGAUGUACUGUUGGCAACAUGAACAUGCAAGUCAACGAGGUUUGGGGCACUAAAUCCAUAAUUUAUAUGUAAUAAUCCUAUCCCUUGCGUCUCCCAUAGCACAUGACAGCUGAGCCUAUUAUCAUCUUUGCUCUCCAAGCUUUUUCCUUUCCCUUUCUUCCUCAUUCCCCUUUAUGCCUAUUUAGUUAUGUCGAAUGUCUUCCCACGCCGGAACCCUCCCCAGACUCUCGAGCUAAACGGGCAUAAGAUUCUUGCAACCGAGGUUGAGCUAUUAGAUCCACGUCGAACGGUAUAUCGUUUGAAACUUAAACCAGGCUCAUAUCGGUAUCCAAUUCCAGAAGGAGCCACCUCUAUUAUCAUUAAGCAACAAAAGGAGGACUGGGAGGAAGAGUUUAAGGAUGAAGAGAGAGCCUACAACAAAUUAGAGGCGCUUCAAGGAAAGGUGAUCCCAUACUUCUACGGCCAGGGCUACUUCGAUGGGCUACCUGCGCUUAUAUUAUCCGAUAUCAAUGGGAUUCCGCUGAGCGAUUUGGCUCGCAAUAAUGACGAGGUUUCGGAGGAUUUGUUGAAAGCUUAUCUGGAGAAAGUUUUCAAACAGUUUUCCAGGUAUGGAGCGUUAUAUCGAGACGAGAAACUGGAUAACUUUUUAUUGUGUGUUGACAAAGUCAUGGCUGUUGAUCUCGAGCGGGUUGAGUUUCCAGAUCAGUUUCGUCCAUGGCACCCUCUUGUCAACAAGGGGGGGCCGAGAUCUUUGAUGGAAGAUUUCGAAUACACGCGAAAUCCCAGGCGUAAAUCAUCUCUGCUUGACUUUUGGAUCUCUGGAAAUGAUACGAGUGCAUCACAGCUGGCUAGUUGAUUUUAUACCGGCGAUCUAUCAAGGAAGUAUUAGAAGGCUUGCUUCUGCAGUUGAAUACAUUUGGUUCAUCGGAAUUGUAUCUUGUCACUUUACAAGCCCCCAAAACAAUCAUACAGGUAUUACACCCGGCACUUCGU
This is a messenger RNA of Aspergillus pseudonomiae, 1047 nucleotides long. RefSeq lists its product as uncharacterized. The record is from RefSeq and is a predicted model, not a curated record. NCBI's taxonomy places the organism in Eukaryota, Fungi, Ascomycota, Eurotiomycetes, Eurotiales, Aspergillaceae. The coding region runs from base 242 to 910 and encodes 222 amino acids. The transcript has 2 exons.